AUGUUUAUGCAUCACCUCAGGGAAGGUGUUGGCCACAAAGGAACAAUCUUACUCGACAAUCACCCUUCAGAUAGUUCUAUUCAGGCAAAUGACAAUGAAGAGCAGCAAGACAUUAGCAAUGUUGAUUCUCGAGGAAAUGCAGUGAUUCUGCCACCAGUGGCCAGUGAUCUUAAAGAUGAUAUUCAAGAUGAGAAACUGAAUUUUGGCUAUGGUGCAGCCAAUGUAGUUGAUGAAGAUGGCAGUCCAGAUUCAGAGGAGGAUGAGGAGGAGAAUAUGGAGAAAGCUGAAGCUGGUGACCUCAGCCCUGAGGAUGAUGAGAAUGACUACAGAGAUGAUGAUGAGCCGAUUGAUGGGCUUGCUUGA
Molecule: messenger RNA, 363 nt
Organism: Laetiporus sulphureus 93-53
Lineage: Eukaryota; Fungi; Basidiomycota; Agaricomycetes; Polyporales; Laetiporaceae
Exons: 1
Coding region: 1-363 (120 amino acids)
Source: RefSeq, a predicted model, not a curated record